AUGGAUGAGUUUUGGCAAUUCCCUUGCUGUCGGGCAGCAAUAGACGGCUGUCAUAUUCCCAUUAAGUGCCCUCCUGGUGGACUAGAAGCCUGCAAGGAGUAUCAUAACUUUAAAAACUUUUAUUCCAUAGUACUAAUGGGGCUGGUAGAUUCCCAUUGCAGGUAUAUAUUACAUGCUGUAAUUUUUCGUUUAGCGGACCUCUGGAACUCGAUCAAAGAAGGUUUUAUUCCAAUGAUUGGCAAAACUGUGAGGGAUGUUACUGUCCCGCCUCUCAUUGUUGGAGACUCCGCAUUUCCCCUUUGUUCUUGGCUACUGAAACCAUAUACCAAUGCUGUAUUGACACCUCAGCAGCAUUACUUCAAGUAUCGCUUGUCUAGAGCGCGCAUGGUCACACAAGCUGCAUAUGGUCAACUUAAGGGGAGGUGGAGGGUCCUAUUCAGGAAAAAUGAAAGCAGCCGAGAUCAAGCCCGCAUAACCACUUUACCAUGCAUGGUGCUUCACAAUACUUGUAUUAUGCAGGGAAAUGCCAUCUCGAGGAAGCUUGAUUUGUCUCUUGAUGAAAGUGGUGGAAAGAGGAACAGGGACGAAUUGAGAAAGUUGCUGCAGAUGAGAGACUGUCUAAGCAUAAGGGAUGCUUCUCGGGAGGCAGCCAGAAUCAGAGAUGCACUCUGUGAGAAAUUAUGGCUAGAGAAGCAAACGGGGAAAGUUUCCUAA
Molecule: messenger RNA, 714 nt
Organism: Pocillopora verrucosa
Lineage: Eukaryota; Metazoa; Cnidaria; Anthozoa; Scleractinia; Pocilloporidae
Source: RefSeq, a predicted model, not a curated record